Messenger RNA from Silurus meridionalis, 5361 nucleotides. RefSeq names its product zinc transporter 10-like. The record is from RefSeq and is a predicted model, not a curated record. Gene Ontology annotation, molecular function: zinc ion transmembrane transporter activity. Gene Ontology annotation, cellular component: membrane. Gene Ontology annotation, biological process: detoxification of zinc ion; zinc ion transmembrane transport; manganese ion transport. The coding region runs from base 957 to 2363 and encodes 468 amino acids. NCBI's taxonomy places the organism in Eukaryota, Metazoa, Chordata, Actinopteri, Siluriformes, Siluridae. The transcript has 4 exons.
AAAGUCAAAUUCUGUAAUCUUUGGUCUUGUGAGUAGAAUGAUGCAAUUAUUACCAAAUAAUCAUGUGUAUUCUGUGAAAAAGCUCCGUUACACCAGGCUUGUUCUAGACGUGCUUGAACAUCGCAGCCAUUUUCACACAAAAUAGCAGGAGUUCGGUGUUAAAGCAUAUAGCGUAAAAUAAGAUUUCCAUUAGAGUCUUCUACAGCGACUACACCCUCAGCACCAUCCAAGGUCUAUUUCCCAUUUUACAGCCACUGCCCCCUGUGAAUAAAAUAGUAAAUUUAUGAAAUUUCUAAAUAUUAAUAGAUGCACUAUUCAGACAAAACUAUCAGGACACCUGCCUUUUCCAGCCACAUGUACUUCUGCAAACUGUUCCACACAAUUGUACAGGACGUCUUUGGACGUGGUAACAAGGUUCUGAAUUAGGAGACCCCAAACAUGUUCCAGCAUGACGAUGCCAAACCCCAGUGGACAAAACCAGCUCGAUGAAGACAUUUUUGACAUGGGGGUGGAGUGGAAGAUCUGCUGCUAUAGAGCUAUAAUCCAUAUUGAACUGGAACCCCAGGUCUCCCAAUUACAUUAAAUUACAAUUCCCUUCACGUUUAUGACAACCUGGUUCAGGAUAUGGCUCAAGUGUGAGAACUUUAAACACUAAUUUUGAAUAUCGAAAGUGAGGUUUUCUUUAUUGGUGCAAAGAUUUCCUGUUGCAUUUGUCUAAAAAGAGACUGAGGAAUAAAUAUAUAGGGUCAUAAGAUUGCAAAAACAUUGACUCCAAUGGUGGCUCAAGACUUACGGUACUGUGUAUAAGAUAAAAUUCUAUAUUACUCGCAGCUAAUUUUAUUGACUUCGUGGUUCUACAGGACUUUGAACCAGCACGUACACCAUCAGACGUGCAUGUCGGUGUUCUCAAUCUAGAGCCCUUUACUCCAUUCAACAAUUAUUGUCAGGAGGUAACAAUGAACACAAUAAACGGGUUGCAUGGAGACGGCACUGCACCCGUUAGGAGGAGGUGGAGGAGAUGUAGGAGGAGGAGGAGGAAGCGCGCAAGGCGGCGCCGGGGAACUUUAACGGUGCCGCCCGUCGUGCGUUUCCUCAGUGAGCUGAACAGCUCAGGAGCAGUUGGAGCCAUGGGGCGCUACAGCGGCCAGACCUGCCGGCUGAUCUUCAUGCUCGUCAUCACGGCGGUGUUCUUCGUAGCCGAGAUCGUGGCUGGUUAUCUGGGCAACUCGUUAGCGCUGGUGUCAGAUUCGUUCAAUAUGCUGUCGGACAUCCUGUCCCUGUGCGUGGGACUGGCUUCGGGCAGACUGUCGCGGCGCCCCGCGUCCCCGCAGUGCACAUUCGGACUGGCCCGGGCGGAGGUGGUGGGCGCGCUGGCCAACGCGGCGUUCCUGGCAGCGCUCUGCUUCUCCGUGUCCGCCGAGGCGGUCAAGAGGCUGGCGCGGCCCGAGGCUGUGGACGAGCCGUUCAUAGUAUUGGUCGUCGGCUCUCUCGGACUCGCGGUCAACAUCGUCGGGCUGCUCGUGUUCCAGGACUGCCGCUGGCUGUGCAGGAAGAAGGAUGGGGAUGAGGAAGAGCAGCGCCACGACAAAUGCGCCGACAGCGACGGGAAAAUCGUCAUGAACGGCGAAGCAGGCUUUGAGCUGGCUGCUUCAGGCCACCAAGAUAAGAAGCAGAGUGAAGGACCUCCGCUCAACAUAAGAGGAGUUUUACUGCACGUGCUGAACGAUGCUCUGGGCUCAGUAGUGGUGGUGGUGGCCUCGGCGCUGUUUUACGUACGGCCCCUGCCACCUGAUGCCCCCUGUAACUGGCAGUGUUACGUUGACCCGAGUCUCACCCUGGUCAUGGUGGCAAUCAUCGUGGCCUCCGGUGUUCCUCUGGUGAAAGAAACCAGCAGGAUUUUGCUACAGAUGAGUCCACCUGACCUGGACGUCACCACGAUCUUGGAGGACGUUUGCCAGCUACCCGGAGUCCUCGGCAUUCACGAAGUGCACGUGUGGGAACUGGCCAAAGAUCGCAAUGUGGCCUCCUUGCACGUCAAAGUGACCUCCGACCUGGAGAGCUCCAAAAGCGAAAUCCGGCGCCUCCAUAAGCAGAUCAGAGAGGUGUUCCAUCGCCUGGGAGUCCACAGCGUCACGCUUCAGAUGGAGUUCGUGGACGAGGAGAUGGAGAACAGCCACUGCGUCGCUCCGUGCAUCUCCUACGACUGCCUUAAGGAUUCGUGCUGUCCUACCGAUCGCAAAACUCACAACCAUACCGACCUUCAUAAAGUGAACGUCUCACGUUUUUGCAGAGAAAUACCCACAGACUCGCCACGGGGGCGGAGAGAGGACGUAGAAAACCGCUUGGAGAGCACGCCGUUUUAAACCUUCAGGUCUGGAUUCUGUAACUAAACUAGAAAACUGUCACGUCUCAAACACAACCAUAGAAUCCAUUCAAGUCUAUACAGCUGAGGGACUGUGCAUUUUUCCUCAGAAUGCAAUGCAAUCAUUUGACACUUGAGCUCAAGUGAACUUUGGUUUAGUUAGAAAAUAAUUUAUUAUGGUUCAGUAAACAAAAAAAAAAAGUUUAAUCAACACCCGUUUAUAAUGCAAUUAUAGAUUUUAUUAUUUAAAAAAAAAAAUAAUAAAAUUUUACUCAGGAAAGUGUUGCCCGAGCCCUACUGCUAGUCAACCUAUAGGCUAGCAGACACCUAGCGACUAUGUAUAUUUAAUAUAUAAAAAUAGGCUAGUCGGUAUACUGUAGUCAGGCUUUGCCUGCCUUGAUCUGUACAUUCAUUUUAAUCAUCAUUUUUACAUCCUCAAAGAGACGCAUUCAAAGUCCUUCUUCCCUGCUCAAGAUUUUAUACAAUAUCCGUAAAUAAAAACCGAGCAAAUUCGGCGGAAAAGCUCCAGCUUUACAGUUCACUGUCAUUUGUAUUUUUGCGCUAAAGCUACCCUCGAACAUUCCAGGUAAUUAUAUAACCUCAGUCAGGCACUGCUAACUAGCUGCUAGCUAUGGUUGUGCAAAUGUAGAACUAGUGCACGUGCACACUGUUUUGCUGCUUUUUGGUUAGAGAACGUGCCUAGCAUGGCUCUGAGAAACUGCCUGGAAUGUUUCAGAAGACAUUCAAGGAGUCGAAUAGAUUUUCAACCCAAUUCAGACAGAAAUACUUUCCCUAAUUCUCUAAAGAGAUUAGGAGCAUUACUGCUAACUUGUUACAGGUUUAGCAACCUGAGGAGUCUAUAUAGCCUCAUACUAUUAGCCUGGGUGCAGCUACUGGAGUUGUGAACAGGGAAACCACAAGGUAGCAAGUGAAUUGUAUAUCUACUAAUGAAAUAAUUUGUCAGAAUGAAGUCUGUACAGGACUUUAACACUACAAGAGUCUGGGAUACGAGCCAAAACCUCAUUCCGUUAGCUUACUGGGUGAAGAUGCUGGAUUAUUUCAGGUACCUUUACAAACUAGACCAUUCUGUACUCAAGUGCAAACUACUGUAUUUAUUAAACUUCCUGUACUGUGACUACGACGUGAUCACGUUCUCGUCGACUCUUACGAUAUUAAAUCACAUGGUGCUGUUUGUUCAUAAUGAGCACUGAAUGAAAAGUCCUGAAUUGCAAGAAAAAAAAAAACUAGCAAUAAAACCUAAAUUCAAUCUCAUUACUUUGGCUAUUUAUUUAACACCAUGUAGCAACGAGCAGAAUAAUUUGACUAAUACAGAAUAAAGAUAGUAAUGCUAAUAUUCCAAAGUACUCAAAUUAUUUUUUUGAAAAAAAUAAGGUGAACAAAAAAGGAUGGAAAGGGAAUUGAAAGAAUAAAGAAAAGGAAACCAAUGUGAAAAUUGAAAAUAAAUGAAAACUAGCAAGAAAUAUGAUUAAAGAGAGGGAGAAGAGUAAAGACUGGGGAAAAAUAGGUUAAAGAAACACUAGCUGAUGGAUAAAGGAGAAAAAGAAAUUGAAAGGAUGACAACGAGCAACAAAUGAAAGUUAAAGAAAGCAAAGAAAAUCUUUUUGAUUGAGAUCGAAUUUUAGUCAGAAAGUUAUGUUAGCAUAUGGAAUAGAUGUUAAUUCAAAAAAUAUCGUACUGAGGGAGGGUGUGGUAUUAAACAAUAAUUUAUGGAUUAUAUAAAACUUCAAUUAAGCUAUAAAGUGCAGGGGGAAUUAAUUCAUUCAUCUCAUUAUUUUAAGUAGAACACCAUCAUUUUCAUGCAAUAUUCAGACUACAUUUGGCCUGGUUACAAACCUUAUGAUGGUAAAUAUCAAGUCAAAUUAAUGACCAACAAGAUGGUGGAAAAAGAAUGAACUAUGAAUUCAACAUGGAGUCAGGUCUGCAAUUCAGGGCUUCUGGAGUCGUACAUGGCCUCGGAUUAUAAUUUUCCAAAAAUUCAGUUGUUUUCUUGAGUUUUUGCUGUAUGUUUUUACCUCAUUAUAGAGGGAAAAAACUUUUACCUCACAUAUAACAGGAUAUGUGCCUUAAUUUGGUGGUAUUGCUAUUAUGAAGGAAAAAAUCAUUGUAAAAUUGUAAAUUGUGUCAUUAUUAUUGAUCAACAUGGCAUUGUGUUUGAGAGUUCACGUUUGCACAUUAUGAUAUCAGAAUGUAAUGUAAAUACUGUAUCAAUGUGUACUUUGUUUAGCAAGGAAAGAAAAUCACUAACAAAAAUAGGUAACAAGCUUCAAUCAAAUCCGACUUGCCGGUAUGUAGCAGAUCCUGCCUUAUGUCACUGCUUUCCAGACAUUGCUGAAACAAUCACUGCCAUGGAAAAUUAACAUGGAAAACAAGUGGUAAUUAAAAUUGUAUUGACGUAACUGAAGGAAACAACAACAACAGAAAUGUAAUAGCUGACUUUGGAGCUCUAUUUCUGCUCCAGUGUUCAUUCAGGCUAAAAGCUAAAAAAGAGAAAAACAUUGAUAUUAAGAUGAAUAGAUCACAUUUACCCCCCCAAUAAAAAAAAAAAAAAAAAAAGGCAAUAGUACUCCAAAAUAAAAAAAAAAAAAAACAAAUUCAAAAUAUUCCAAAAACAAGUUACAUGGUGAAGCACGUAUGACUUACUCAUUACAUCAAUGUUGAAAUCACAAAUGUAUAAUCCACUAUCUUAUCAUUAAAUUGGAUUACGUGCCACGUCCAUUGUACAAAUCAUUGUGUGAGUUGCUCCUACAUGACUGUGGUUUAAAUUUGUUUAAUCUCUGGCCCACAUUUCCAGGAACGCAAGUGAAUCCGUGUUAACAAUUGCGCCCGUUUUAAAUGAGCAAUGUCUGGUAAGCAGCCGAAUCUAGUGUCUUAAAUGUGACUGCUUUUUUUUUUUUAUAUUAUAUAUAUAUAUAUAUAUAUAUUCUAUAGAACAUUUGCAAUGUAGGUUUUUGUUUCCAUAAAAUCAAAAUUAAAUUUGA